Messenger RNA from Xenopus laevis (African clawed frog), 2139 nucleotides. RefSeq names its product retinal degeneration 3 like L homeolog (gene rd3l.L). Bases 503 to 1114 code for a protein of 203 amino acids. Lineage: Eukaryota; Metazoa; Chordata; Amphibia; Anura; Pipidae. The transcript is spliced from 3 exons. The record is from RefSeq and is a predicted model, not a curated record.
CAUUUCUGUCAUUAUGUGCCAGGCAUCCUCAGAUUUGCAAAGUACCAUAUACAAUGCAAUGUGAAAACCUUCCAGCUGACGAUUAUUUAUCUUGACAUCUGAAUUUUUCCACCGUAUAAUAUCUGCUUUAAUAACUGCCAUGAACGUCAUUUGUUAUGUUGUAUGGCAUCUAGGGCACAUUAACACAACCUCUGUUAGCCAACAAUUCAGCAUCUCAGGGUAAAAAAGGCACAAACAUAUCUGAGAACAUCCCUAGCUGGAAAUCCAGUAGUGAUCCGAGUAUAAAAUAAAGGGAAGAGCUUUCUCCUCGUGCCUGGGGUUCAGACUAAUAAAAAGAGACUAGAUAACUGAAAUGGAAUAGGAGGAAGAAAAAACAGCCUGGGCGACCUUUAGUAAGCGCAAUACCAUCAGUGAACAUACAUUUAAUGAUGUUUCUUCUUACAUGUAAACCUAAGUGACACAGAAACCAAGGACUACAGCACUUUCAAGACUACUAAAAUUAAUGAAUUUCGAACGCAAAAUGCCAUUCUUUGGUUGGAUGAAAUGGCCAACAAAGGAGUCUGAUAAAGUUACACAAUAUACUGGAUCAGACGGUGUAACAAAAACAUUAUUAAGGGAACUUCAAUGGCACCUAGGAGAGCGUGAGAGAUUACUGCACGAAAUUGAAAAUGAACAGAAAAUCCAAAAAACAGUAGUGGAAUACAACUGGCUGAGAAAUGACCAAUGCAUAAAAGCAAGCAUCCCGGUUACAGAACAAAAGCAGCUUGAGAUUCUGUGCUCUCAGAUUCAGCCAUGUCACACAGGCACCGUGCUUAGCAGGUUUCGAGAGGUCCUGGCAGAAAACAAUGUGCUGCCUUGGGAAAUAGUUUACAUAUUCAAACAAGUUUUAAAGGAUUUUCUGAGUUCGAUGGAUAAGGAAAAACACCAGGUGAAGAUUAUGGACAUGUGGAACUCAAAUUGUUCAGUCAACUUCUUGCCUGGAGAGAAUCCCACUGUUUCGCACAAGGAGGAAAUCCCAACAGUGUCCAGUUAUGUUGAUAGAAACACACAGAGUUUAUUCCCCAUUUUUACUCACAGAAUCUGGAACCUGCCCUAUUAUUAUCCAUCCAACUAAAGACUUGUUUUCCUCAACAUAAAUCCCCCUAACGUGGCUGCUGUUCUUCUAAAAUUCGGAAGCUCUACAAAUUCUAUUAUCUGCCCAAUAAGAACAUCAUCUAAAAGGCUGAUGAUUUGGAUGUAGGUAAACAGGUAUAGAAUAUACUUAUUUUAUGCUAAUGUAAAUUUGUUAACUAUACAAAUUGCAUUAAAUCACAGACAGGAAAUUAAUUUUCCUAGACACAGAACUAUUAGCAGAACUAUUGCUUAGAAUAUUAGUUUCUAGGUAACGGGGCUGGCCACCCUAGAGAAGCCAAAUUCUAUGAACGUUUGAAUACCUGGGUGCAAUCUGACUGCAAAAUGGGGCCUAUCUAGAGUAUCAUACAAAAUCAUUACUAUUACAGAACAUUGCUGGAAAUCAAUCCAGAUAUAUUUUAAAUAAUUUUUAUAUGGCAGUGGAAGGGCAAUACAAAAGUAUAUGUAAAUAAAGAAUGGUCAAUAUACAGCUAAAUUAUUUUCAGGAAAGUGACUAGUGAUGGGCAAAAUUGAUAUCAAGGUUUCGCUGCAAAAAAAAUAACCAGACACACUGAUGUACAGUUGAAAAACAAAUGCAUGGUUUAGAAAAAGUUACAAAACAUUAAUAUGUUUUGCAAAUUUUUCAGUUUCAAAAAAUUUUGGCAAUGCAGAACAGGACAGAUUCGCCCAUCACUAUACUUAACAUUAUUUUGAGAAAAAAUAGUUAUGGAUUUUUUACCUUCAUCCACCCCCACUAUUAACAACAGAUUCUGUAUGAGUUCCUACUUUACUUCAGUGUUACCCAUGUCCGAGCAUAAUAAAUAUGGCAGCAUGGUGGUAGUGUAAAUGGGAUGGUGUUAAUGGGAUGGAGGUAACUUCUAAAACAUGUUCUGAGUGACAAACAAAGAAAGUAGGCUAAAUUGAAUGAAACUAUUCUGUAGAUAAAUGUUUUGCAGUUUUUUACAUGUAAUAGUAUUUUUUCCCCCUGUACAAGUAUUUGUAAUUAAAAUAAGCAUAUAAUUAGCACGA